Phasianus colchicus (ring-necked pheasant) is the source of this 1438-nucleotide messenger RNA. It is a transcript of the gene CRYAB, whose product is annotated as crystallin alpha B. Lineage: Eukaryota; Metazoa; Chordata; Aves; Galliformes; Phasianidae. Gene Ontology annotation, cellular component: nucleus; cytoplasm. Gene Ontology annotation, biological process: response to heat; protein refolding; negative regulation of apoptotic process. Gene Ontology annotation, molecular function: structural constituent of eye lens. The record is from RefSeq and is a predicted model, not a curated record.
CCCUCCUCCUUAGCAAUCUGUUCAAACCCCCAGACACUCCUGGGCACUGCUGAAGGGACCAGUCCCAGAUUGGGACAAUAAAAUCCCUGACACCACUAUUCGGGAGGCCUCGGGGGGAGAGGCCCCGCCAGCCACGCGGGUAUAAAGCUGCCCCCUGUGCUGGGCACUGCACUGCAGCAGUCAUUUGCUUGGCUCCUCCGUCACGCUCCAAUGGAUAUCACCAUCCACAACCCCCUGAUCCGCAGACCUCUGUUUUCUUGGUUGACACCGAGCCGUAUCUUUGACCAGAUAUUUGGAGAGCACCUGCAGGAGUCAGAGCUGCUCCCUACCUCUCCCAGCUUCAGCCCCUUCCUGAUGAGAUCCCCCUUCUUUCGGAUGCCCAGUUGGCUGGAGACGGGACUCUCAGAGAUGCGACUGGAGAAGGACAAAUUUUCUGUAAAUCUUGAUGUGAAGCAUUUCUCCCCUGAGGAGCUAAAAGUGAAGGUGCUCGGGGACAUGAUAGAAAUUCAUGGGAAACACGAGGAGCGCCAGGAUGAGCAUGGCUUUAUUGCCAGGGAGUUCAGCAGGAAAUACAGGAUCCCAGCUGACGUGGAUCCCCUGACCAUAACCUCAUCACUCUCUCUGGAUGGUGUCCUGACGGUGAGUGCACCGAGGAAACAAAGCGACGUCCCUGAACGAAGUAUUCCUAUCACCCGUGAAGAGAAGCCUGCCAUUGCAGGAUCCCAAAGGAAGUAGGCUGCUAUAUAAUGUCACACCAGGGCCAUUCAAGAGCACUUCUCAUCAGAUGCCAGCUGUACUCAAUGGCCACUCUUAUUUAUUUAUGCUGAGUAAGUUUACUAACAAAUAAAACAUGAAUAAGCAGUCUGUAGUUUUUGGUUUGGAGCACUUGAGACAAGGGAAGUGUUGGCUCAAGAAAGCCAUGUAAGUUUGUUGAAUAGGGAAACAUAUCUGGCAUCAUUCUUGCUUACAGCUUGUGUGGCAGAUGUGCCCAGGAGAGCUUGUCUCAGUGUUCAAAAACACUUUGCUGGUGUAACUUCAUUUACUCUAAUAUUUUGCAAACAUCUAACUGCAUGAGCCUUUCUUUUCAGUGUUUCCUGAGGAUUUCUGGGUGUUUCACAAGCAAUAGAAAAGUUUCUCCAGUGGAAAUUAGGCUGGUAGGACAACUUCAUGACAAUCGAAACCCAUUCAAAGUGUGGGUGUCAGAUAACAACUGAAUGGGGAACAACUGUAUCUUGUAUUUCUAGAAUGAUUCAUGCUAUGCAAAAGCAUUCAAGUGCUGCAAUCACUUGGGAGCAGUUGCAGAUGACAACUGCAUAGCUGCAGUAAACACAGAUACAUCCAGAGAGGAGAAAAAUGUCCUGCUCUAAUGGUGCAAACCACAUCACUCUGAAACUAUGCUGUCCGUGCCCUUCAAACAAUAAAUAGCAUCUGAAGUCUA